Camellia sinensis is the source of this 1653-nucleotide messenger RNA. NCBI's taxonomy places the organism in Eukaryota, Viridiplantae, Streptophyta, Magnoliopsida, Ericales, Theaceae. The record is from RefSeq and is a predicted model, not a curated record.
AUGGAUGUCGGUCAACGUCGAUCAGUAACAGCUUCGAACAGAAGACUCUGUGAAUUAGAGAGACGUAGACGUGGAUGUGGACGUGGACGUGCUCGAGUGCAUGAUGAUGACAUGCACAUUGCCAUGGAUGAAAAUCCUAUACAUGGGGCACCAGCUAUGGAUGAUAUUGCUAUGGAUGAUGACCCUAUUGGUGAUGAUGUUGACAUUGUUGAUGAAGAUAUCCUUACUCAGCCAUUUUCGGGAGGUCCAACUGAUCCAUCAAUCCUUAAAAGUUUUAAAAGUCAUGUUGUCGCAGCUAUUUGGAAUGGUGCUGAUGAAAGGGGGCCCUUAAAGUGUCAUAAUCACUCAUCUAAGAUUCAUUCGUGGCCAUGGUGGGAACAAGGAAACAACGGUACAUUUGUAAACAUUGCGGAGAUGUCAGGACUUGCACAAUUAGCUCGUUGCACAUACCGCUUUGUCAAUAAAAUUGUAGUGUCUAGUUUUGUUGAGAGAUGGCAACCGGAGACAAACACAUUCCAUUUGACUGUUGAAGAGAUGACUAUCACAUUGGACAAUGUCGCCACUAUCCUAGGGCUUCCCAUUGUAGGCAAAUCUAUUAGCCUGCGUAAGUUGUCAGAAAGGCGGGUUGUUACAUUAGUAGUUAAUACCUUGGAAAUUGAUGAGCAAGAAGUCAAACAUGAGAUGUCUACUGCUGGAGGCAAUUCAGUGAGGCUUGAGUGGUUGAGGGUACAGUUUCAUAAUGUCACAGACAAUGAUUCAAUGGAAAGAAUUGCAUGUGCAGGUAGAGCAUACUUGCUAUUUUUGUUAGGUUGUACACUUUUUAGUGACAAGACAUGUACUAGGGUCCCCGUUGUUUAUUUGAGUUUGUUGUCCGAUUUGACGACUGUAUCUUCAUAUGCUUGGGGUGCUGUUGCAUUGGCAUACUUAUAUAGGCAGUUGGGGUACGCUAGCAGGUCCAGCGUGAAACAAAUAGCCGGUUACAUGACACUCCUUGAGGGGUGGAUUUAUGAGCACUUUCGUGGAUUCCGACCACACUUGAAUAUGAAUUACACUCGAGACAUACCACAUGUUUACCGUUGGACUUCUCAGAGAGAGUGUGGUGAAGAGAAACAGUUGCAGGCUUUUCGAGAGGAGCUUGAUAGGUUGGGUGUACAUGAUAGUUGCAGAGAUGUCCAUCCAUGUCAUCCAGUUACGUUCAACCACGGUUGCCUAAAGUGUUUGGAAGUAGUUGAACCAUAUCACCCUGAUAGAGUGUUGAGACAGUUUAGCAGAGUGCGGACAAUCCCUAAUCUACCACUUGGCCCUAUGCGUGCUUCUCGAGGAGCCACAGCUCCACGCUACAAUGUUAUGUAUGCAUAUUUGGACAUCAUUUGGGAGGCAUGGGGCAACCAUGUGUUAUCUGAUCGGAGGAGGAGUACACCGCGUAUGUCACAGAUAUAUCAUAUUACUCAUCCUUUCAUUAAGGCUGGCUAUGAGGACAAUGUUCAACAUCCUGAUAGGCUUUACUACGCAAUUGAUGCAAUCGAACAACUUCUUCAAGAUCAGCACAUUAGUGAAGCUGCGCCCAGCACAUCCACUAAGGGUCGGUCUGCACCCAGCUCUUCCACUGCACAUCGUUUUGGAGCACAUUACACUCGCCGGUCACGUAGUUAA